Molecule: messenger RNA, 3231 nt
Organism: Ictalurus furcatus (blue catfish)
Lineage: Eukaryota; Metazoa; Chordata; Actinopteri; Siluriformes; Ictaluridae
Gene: ccdc191
Product: coiled-coil domain containing 191
Exons: 16
Coding region: 388-3036 (882 amino acids)
Molecular function (GO): phosphatase binding
Source: RefSeq, a predicted model, not a curated record
UUUUAAAAAACUCUGGUGAAAAAAGAGCAGGAAAACCGUUGCCAUGGUUACGAAAACGCUAUUUGUCAGGUCAGGAUUAGUGGGAGUUGUAGUGUUAUGCAAGAGCAUCUCCAUGUGCAAACAAAGCACAAUUUAUUUAUUUUUACUACAUUUCCCAUGAUUCACUCGGGCACGAAACGACUCACGCUGUUGGAUGGAUUAGGCGCUGUAAAGAGGUUGUUAAAUCUAUUUAGGACUGAAUAAAAAAAAAGUAUGAAAACUUAAUCCACCCGGCCUAAUGUUUUACGCGACAUUUUUAUUUCGUUUAAGUAUAACGUUUACUUUUACUCUCUGUAUUAAGUAAAAAUUCAGUCUAUUUGUAUAUCAUCUGAACUAUAUAACUUAGAAAUGGCACAUCCAUCACAUCGGCCUGAUAUGUUUCGAUGGAAAAGAUUUUCAAAACCUGGAACCCAAACAAACACCAAGGUGCAUCUGACUGAUGGGGAUAUAAACACGUGGAUCAAGAAGGUCGAGAUGGCAUCUGAGUUCGCCGUAUCUGAAGUGUUUUCAACACAGAAACCACGCACUGGUAAACUGAGCCGCACUGUAGCCCUGCAAAGCAUGGAUCAGCUCCAGGACCAUGAUGACGCAUACAGCGAAGCCCAGACUAUUCUUAGCGACUGGAUGAACAAGAAGCUGCGCCUAGAGCUCGAAAUGGACGAGGAAGACGAAGAGGAAGAGCAGACUGAAGAGGAACCUGCAAAAUUGAACUACACAAACUUUAAUGAUAUGUAUUCCCAACUUGCUGCUGAAGAUGAGAGCUUUGAGGUGCGCCACUUUCUCCAGGACUUGAUGGAGAUAGACGUGAUGGACCGUAAGACGGUACAGGGGCUCCGGCUGGACGUGGACGAUGAGAAGAAGAGAGGCCCUGACCCAAACGUCACUAUGGAGAUACGACACAAGCAGGUGAAGGAGCGGCGUGCACAGAGGGAUGCAGAGUGGGAGAGGCAGCGCAGGGAGCAGGAGGCUCAGAGGGAGGCGCUGGAGGAGGCUAAGCGGCUGGAGUGCAAGGAGCAGAGGAGGAGGAAACAGGAAGCUCAGAGACAGGAGGAGCUUUUGCAGCAGGAAGUGGUGCGCCUGCGCCGAGAGAUGCAAGAGAAGAAGAGAAUGGAGCAGCUGGCACGAAAGAGGGAACGAGAGAGGCUGGAAAAACAGAACACAAGCGUCAAGAACACUAUUACGCCAAAACCUGACUUUGUCACACAGAGGCAGCUGUGCCACAGAGAGCAAGAAGUGGAGGCCAAGGUCCACAUUCUCAACCUGCAGUGUAUGCAGAAGCACUUUUCUACCUGGUACUCUGUGGUGUUAGAGAAAAGGGUGCGGCUGGGUAAAGCAGCGGCACUCUGUGAUUGGAGGAGGCAGCUGAGGGCGUGGCGGGCGUGGAGGGCGCUGGUGUGGGUGAGGAGAAAAGAGAGAGAAGCUGAGAGGACGGAGGAGGAACUGAGACUGGAAAACAGACGCGGUCAGCUAGCAGAGGAGAGUGAUCGAAGACGGCUCCUGAGGCGUUGCCUGAGUGACUGGCGUUUGUGGUGCAGAAUGGAGAGGGAGUGGAGGGAAUUAUUCAGCCAGCAGGAGGAAACCAGGCAGAAAAUGGCCACCCUGAUCGAUGCAGCUGCUUCAGGGAAACUAACAACAAAGAACUGCACCGAACCACCAAUCACAGUUCAGCCAGAGAGCGUGAACCAAUCAGAAAGCACCGCUCAGCUGGUCCAGGUACCAGUACAAAGAGCCACCUCUGCUCCCCCUCCACCCACUUUGACUGACAGGAGAGCAGCCCCACCCACUCAGGCCUGGCAAGUGACUCGUCGUCACGCCGCACUCUCUUCAGCUGAGGCUCGCGAGGGGCGGAGACCGAGUGGCGCCCCCCGAUGUCAGAGCGCAGAGACGCGCGGUGGACGGUUUGAGCAUCGUCACAUGGCUCAGCAAAGGACCAUCGCCGAACAGAAACGCCUUCUUAAAGAACAGCAGGAUAUUAUCUCCGAGCUGCAGGAGAAACAGAACCUUCUGGAACUCAAACAGGAAGCAGAAAAAGCUGAACAGCUAGCAGUCCAGCUCAAACCAUCAGCAUCUCAGAAUGUUAUCAAGACAAGUCAUGGAUCAAAAGGAUCCUCAGGUGAAAGCAACACCAGACGUCCAGCCCCGAAAGAAUAUGACAGUCGUCUGGCCAGUCCUCACCCUGCACUACGAGCCAUGGAGGAGCGAGCUCGGCAGCGUGUGGAGCGCAGGAGGGAGGUGGAGGAGAUGAAGAGGAGGCGGGAGGAAGAGAAGCUGGCUCAGAUGAAGGCGGAGGAGGAGAAGAGACUGAGGCAGGAGGAGGAAGAGAAACGUGUAGAGGCAGAAAGGAGGAGGGAGGAGAGGAGACAGAAGAAGGAGAGGGAGAUGGAGAAGCAGAGGAGAACAGAGCUGGAGCAAAAGUUGUUAAAGCAGGCAGGAGAGCACUACCACCGAUCCCUGCUGCUGCACAGAGGAAUAACACCAUGGAGGCGGCUGGUGGAGCAGAGCCAUGCCAAUGCUCAGACAGCUGUGGCGCAUCACACACAGGUUCUACAAAGACGCUGCCUUAUGUUUUGGCUACACACAACAGGCGAGGCCCUGGCGAAAAAAAAGAGCCAAGCAGACCAGCUAUACGAGUGCAUUCUGCUCCGGCGAGCUCUAUACAGCUGGAAAAUGUUUAAGCACCUGCAGUCUCACCUGGAGGUACAAGCUGAGCACUUCUACACGACUCGGACUCAGAGGAAGGUCUUCAAGGCACUGCUGGAUCACGCAAUCCACCAGAGACUGGAGGCCUGGGACCGAGAGCAGCAGGCUGACGAGUACAGAGCCAGGCGAGUGGUGAGCAGAUGUUUCUCUGCUUGGCGGCGUCUUCCGGAGGCGCUGCAGGAGGAAAGAGCACGAGAGGAGCGGAGAGAGCAGCUCCGACGUAAAGUGGCCGAGAUCAUCCCGGAUUUCCGAUCCUCACCGCUGGACACCAUGUGGAAGCCGCCGUCACACAUCUGACAAAGACAAAACACCACCGUGCCCAAAAACAAUCUUUUCGAAAACUUAUUUCCCCCCCAAUUUGUGUGUCACAAUCAAUCUGAGCAGCUUGUCACUGAUGCAUCAUGGGACACAGAUCAGAAAGCAGAACACUGCUUGAUUAAAACAGACGAGACCUGUGUUAUUCCGUGAAGUCGUUUUUUGUUUUUAUUUUUU